AUGCUCGAUGGUGUCAUUUUAACGGACGACUAUUUCAAAAUCUUGUUCUCUCGAAAAUCACCAACCAUCCUUUCUGCUCUGUCCACAUCUUUUCAACAAAAACAACAAUCGGAAGAUGAAGGAAGUUUAUUAGGAUCUUUUUCAAAGCCAACAUCGUUUUCUCCAAAGAAGAGAUCAUCACUCAGUACAACGCUCAUGAUGGCUAAACGAUCGGGAACGAUAGCCAGUAGUAGUAGCAAUUUAGAGGGAUCACCUUCGUUAUCAUCAUCACUUUUAAACAAUGACUAUAAAAAUCAAAAUGUUGCUUGGGCAGAUACGAUUGUGGAUUACGUGAGAAGAGUGAACAAGGGAUCCAUUCCUCAGCCCGAUGGUUUCUUUAAAGUUUUUUCGUUCAUGAAUGAGAGAAUGAUUGUUUUUACGAGAAUUCAGUCUGUUCUCUUUUUUGUUGUUGGUGAUGAAGAUCUUGGAGAAUUAGCUCUACGAGAGGUUUGCAAGAAUGUGAUGGAAGGAUGUAAAACAGUGUGCCGAAAAACACCAGAAGAUCCCGAUACUGUACUGAAAAAUUAUGGAAAAAUUUGUACUUUAAUUGAUGACAUUUUGCAGGAGGAUGGACUUGGAAUGGGCUGUUUUAAUGGUGAAAUGGCUGAAGUGAAGAGAAUUGAGGAUUUGACAGAUUAA
This is a messenger RNA of Naegleria lovaniensis, 678 nucleotides long. RefSeq lists its product as uncharacterized. NCBI's taxonomy places the organism in Eukaryota, Heterolobosea, Eutetramitea, Acrasida, Naegleriidae. The record is from RefSeq and is a predicted model, not a curated record. Bases 1 to 678 code for a protein of 225 amino acids. The transcript has a single exon.